CAAUCGGCCCUGUUCUACAAUUCGAUUUUGGUCGAAUGUGAUUCGAUUUCUAUUUUGUGUUGUUCUGCAAAACGAUUCCACAAAAAAAAAUGAGGUUUCAUUCCGACUGCAUACACCCUGGCGGAUUGAUAUCUAUUCCGCUUUUCUUUCCAUUAAAAAGAACUUUUCUCCUUAGGAAAGCUUUAUAAAAUAAAAACUGCAUAUGUUUUUUUCCAAUUUAUGCUUCCAAAAGUAAAAAAAAUUUUCUUUAUUAACUGCAAAUUAUUAAAUAAAAAAUGUUGUUUUGUUUGCCAUUGGUAUGUUUGAUUCAGCUCUAAAUUUGGUCGUGUGAAUGUAUGAUUUGGCAGAAAAUAUUUUUUGACAAGCGGAGCGCACAUUUUUAGGUUUGUAAUUAGCACAGGUGGAUGAUAAAACAAAACAAAACAAAAUUCAUUACAUUGCCGCCAAGAAACAUGGGAAAACACAAAAACAACAACCAAGACAACAUUUUGCUGGAUUUCAUGAGAAAUCAUCAAGACAUUGCCAAAGGGUUUGUUAAAGGGGACAAGGUUGUGGUGGAAGAUCUGUGGAAGGAAUUAAGCGGACAACUUAAUGCGGCAGGUCCUCCAACUAAAGAUGUAUCUAAUUGGAAAAAGACUUGGAUUGACUUAAAAUGCAAUAUAAGGAAGAAGUUGGCUCACAAUAAAAUAGAAACGCGUACUACUGGAGGCGGCCAAUUUAACCAGUAUGUGCUUGCACGCAUAGAAGAAGAGAUAGCAGUUAUUUGUGGCCUACACAAAGUGGUCGAUGGUAUAAAACCUGCUAAUAAUUUUGGGGCUCAAAAAUUGAUGUCGGGUGCGAAUAAAGAAAACUUGGAAAUAAAUACUAUUAGUCAACAAGAAAUACCAUCAGAAAUGGAAGAAAUUGAUGAAGUUUUUGAAGCAUCAACUCCCUCAACUUCAAAGCGUAGGCGUGUUGUUCCCGACAUUAAUUCCAUCGUCGAAGAAGAAAACCAACAUCUAGAUAGAAUCGGAAAUGUGUUAAGUGAAUUGGUGAAACUCAAGGAAACGGUGUCAAAUGAUUUAAAAAAAGUUUGUGAAACUUUGACUUCAAUAGAAUCUAUUAAAAGAGAAGAGCUCCACGAAAUGAAACGCCACAACAUUCAAUUAGAGCGAAGUCUAGUCACCAAAAAUGAGAUCAAAAUAAAAUUUCUGGAGCUAGAAAAGCUAAAGCUUGGUCUUGGUGAAGACUAAAAUCUUGGCAGUUAAAUCUUGCUUUGGACCGAGUGCGUACCUGAACUAAAUGCGAUCUCAAAGUUACAUUUUUUUUCUGUUGUUUUUAUUAUUUUUAAGUAUUUUGUAAGCUUAGGCCAGAGUGGAAAAAAUGGACAAGCAAUUGAAAGUUCCUUAUUUUUUGUUUAAUAAAAGUUUUAAAAAUA
Messenger RNA from Stomoxys calcitrans (stable fly), 1417 nucleotides. RefSeq lists its product as uncharacterized. Bases 405 to 1232 code for a protein of 275 amino acids. The record is from RefSeq and is a predicted model, not a curated record. The transcript is spliced from 3 exons. NCBI's taxonomy places the organism in Eukaryota, Metazoa, Arthropoda, Insecta, Diptera, Muscidae.